CACGAAAGCCAAACGGGUCUUACACAUAUUUCCUCAAAGCAAACGACGUUAGUUAAAAGAAAAAACAAUUGCUUUACUUUCACAAAACUUUAUCUGAUAAGGUCUGAAAAUGUUUGGAACUAGCCCGUUUUAACUCAAAGUGCGCAGAGAACAAAAGUGGUCAGCAAGCCAAGCAAAAAAUCAAUUAUAAUUUGUGUGAAUCUCCUGAAAGACCAUCGCCAGUGCUGACAGCAUGGAAACGGAGUCGCUGAACCGGAAGAACUCCUCCAGGAAGAGUUCCAUCGUGAACGGGAACGGAGACGCCUCCGCCAAGCUGACCAACGGGGAGGCGGAGGGUGGCGAUGGGGGCGGCGGAGGUGAGGUGACCCUGAAGGCCAAGAUGAGCCUGCUCAACGGCUGCACCGUCAUCGUGGGCUCCAUCAUCGGGUCGGGCAUCUUCGUGUCGCCCACGGGAGUGCUGAUGUACACGGGCAGCGUCAACUUGGCCCUCAUCGUCUGGGUCAUUUCCGGACUCUUCUCGAUGGUGGGUGCCUAUUGCUACGCGGAGCUGGGCACGAUGAUCACGAAGUCGGGCGCAGACUACGCGUAUAUCAUGGAGACCUUCGGACCCUUCAUGGCCUUCAUCCGACUCUGGAUCGAGUGCAUGAUCGUGCGGCCCUGCUCGCAGGCCAUCGUGGCCCUCACCUUCAGCACCUACGUCCUGAAGCCCUUCUUCCCGGAGUGCUCCCCGCCGGAGGACUCGGCCCGCCUCCUCGCCGUCUGCUGCAUACUCGUGCUGACCCUAAUCAACUGCUGGGACGUCAAAUGGGCCACCGCUGUGCAGGAUAUCUUCACAUAUGCCAAACUGCUGGCCCUGUUCAUCAUCAUUGCCACUGGCAUCUACCAGCUCUAUCUCGGCAAUGUGCAGUACUUUACGUUCGAGAACACGGACACCAAAGUGACCUCCAUCGCCCUGUCCUUCUACUCCGGCCUGUUUGCCUACAACGGAUGGAAUUACUUGAACUUCAUCAUUGAGGAGCUGAAGGAUCCCGUCAAGAACCUGCCCCGCGCCAUCGCCAUCAGCUGCACGCUGGUCACGGUGGUCUACGUCAUGGCGAACGUCUCCUUCUACACCAUCCUGUCGCCGGACGAGGUCCUGGGCUCCUCGGCCGUGGCAGUGACCUACGCGGAGCGGGCCUUCGGCAUGCUGGCCUGGACCAUUCCAGUCUUUGUGGCCUUGUCCACCUUCGGAGCGGUGAACGGCAUCCUGCUGACCUCCUCGCGACUGUUCUACGCCGGGGCCAACAACGGCCAGAUGCCUGAGAUCCUGACCAUGAUCCAGAUCCAGAGGUUCACGCCGACGCCCGCCGUCCUGGCCAUGGCCCUGCUGUCCAUGUUGUACCUCACCGUUUCGGACAUCUUCGCGCUGAUCAACUACGUGGGCUUCGCCACCUGGCUGAGCAUCGGAGUGGCCGUGCUGUGCCUGCCCUGGCUGCGGUGGGCCCAGCCCAACCUGCCGCGCCCCAUCCGCGUGCCCCUGGUGUUCCCGAUCGUGUACCUCAUCGCCACCAUGUUCGUGACCGUCGUGCCCAUGUACGCCAGUCCCGUGGAGACCGGCUACGGCAUCCUGAUGAUCCUGUCCAGCAUACCCGUCUACCUGGUCUUCAUCGCCUGGAAGAACAAGCCCAUCUGGUUCCAGAAGACCAUGGGCGGACUCACGCAAGUUCUACAAAAGCUGAUGAUGGUUGUGCGUCCCAAAGCGGCGUCAAAGUAAGCCUCACGCGAUUCCUACAGAAACUGCUCAUGGUACUCGGAAAGCAGGCGAAACCGGCUCAGGUGUAAAAGUAAGGACCGUUCUUCGGAGCAACAGCAGAGAUUAGAUUUCCAGUUAGCCAGGGGCAGAAACAGCAUUUAUAAGCAGACAUUGAUUGCAUGAUGCAUUAUAUAGACAACGUAACAACGUAACAACGUAACGCUUUUGUGUAGCCAACCAACGAUAUACAUAAAAAACACGAAAUUUUCAACCAGCUUCUGGGCGACAAUACGAUAUAUAUACUAUAUAUAUUUUUAUAUACACAUGUAAGUCUUAAGUUGAAGCAAGGCCCAGUGUCCAGUAGGUUUACGAAGAAGCCCAAUUAGAGUUCAGCUCUGGAACCGUAUUUUAUGGAAAGACUGCGGAACAAAGGGAAAAAUUACAAGGAAAAGUGUUCCGGAGCUAAGCAAUAAGAGGUCUUCGGAUUUUGGCAUUUUGAACUGAGCUGUGCAAGCAGAACGAGUCUUUUAGGAUCUUCGAGUGUUCUCAAAAAGGUGGUUAAGCAAAAACGCACUUCAGAAACUGUGGACCCCCAUCAAAAUAUACCGAUAAUUUAUUAAUUCAAUUCAAUUAAGUUUUAGAGGUUCCAUGCACAACCGUGUUUAGGCUUAGCUUUAAAGUAGAGGAAAUAGAGGAACACUUCAGCAUACUCAAAUGAAGGAUCUACAGAGCCAACGGAAACACCGGAAAAUCAUGAGUAUUUUAGAGCACAUUCGAUUACUUUUCGUUGACUAACGUCGGCUUAGAUUUAGUGGCACUGCAUUUUAUAUCAUCCGUUUGGCUUAAGUUGAAACCACGUUCAGAUUGCUCAGUUUAGGUUUCGUUUGUGCACCGUAGAGAGUCCUUUCUGUACAAAUCCCGGUUGAACUACCCGGUGACCCAAACAAAAACCAUCGCCUAAUGCACAUAUCCAACAAGAGAAACGAUUUAAAGUUGUUGAACGAGAACAGGAACAUUGCCAACAUACAUAUUUAUAUACCGAGAAUAACACUAUAUGCAAAUUGUUGUCUAAUUACGAAUACCAGUCGAAUCGAAUCGAUAUAGCAUUGACUUAACAUUCAUUAGUUGUUGUUGCUUUGAGUGUUGGCAUUAAGUGCUGCUCAUAUUAAAAUAUUAUUGCCUAUUUAGCAUUCAGCUAACUAUUUAACUGUUACACAUUAAAUAUGGAGCCGCAGCUGGGGAAUCUGUUUAACUACUAUGAAACAUAUUGUUGACAAUAAUAUUGUAUUUAUAUAUAAAUGUAUAUUAUAUUAUAUGUAUACCCUACAAAACCUCUGUCUUUCUGCAAAAGAUCGAUCAAGUAAAGUAAAUUGACAAAGUA
This is a messenger RNA of Drosophila ficusphila, 3113 nucleotides long. Its product is annotated as Y+L amino acid transporter 2. The coding region runs from base 233 to 1753 and encodes 506 amino acids. Gene Ontology annotation, biological process: amino acid transmembrane transport. Lineage: Eukaryota; Metazoa; Arthropoda; Insecta; Diptera; Drosophilidae. Gene Ontology annotation, cellular component: membrane. Gene Ontology annotation, molecular function: L-amino acid transmembrane transporter activity. The transcript is spliced from 10 exons. The record is from RefSeq and is a predicted model, not a curated record.